AUGGGCCUCCCUGAUAAAUUAUGUGGUUGGAUAAGGGCUUGUGUUACCACCCCUAAGUACUCAGUCUCUUUGAAUGAAAGUUUGGUGGGGUACUUUAAGGGUGCUAGAGGGGUUAGACAAAGAGAUCCAUUAUCCUCUUACCUCUUUGUCAUGGUUAUGAAUGUUCUCUCUUCUUUAUUGGAUGUUGCUGCAAAAAGAGGAGUUUUCAAAUAUCAUCCUAAGUGCAACAGGAUCUCCCUUACCCAUAUUUGUUUUGCCGAUGACUUGUUAGUAUUCAGCCAUGGUUCUCUUGAUGUUGUGAUGGGAGUCCUGAGCACUCUAGAGGCUUUCUAUGAGCUUUCAGGAAUUAGACUUAAUGCCCUGAAAACUGAAUUAUAUGCUUGUGGAUUGACUGAACAUGAACUUGAGCAGAUCCAGGCUGGUACAGAAUUCAGAGUGGGGCAACUCCCUGUUAGGUACCUUGGGGUACCUUUGGUAACCAUGAAGCUUACAGGGAAGGAUUGUUCAGCUUUGCUACUGAGCAGACAACUCAUUCUCCCUAAAGGGGUUAUUAGGGACAUUGAGAGAUUAUGCAUGAGAUUCUUUUGGAAACAAAGUGACACCCCGACUAAAGGAGCUCGGGUGAAGGGUCAGCAGUAA
Molecule: messenger RNA, 639 nt
Organism: Hibiscus syriacus
Lineage: Eukaryota; Viridiplantae; Streptophyta; Magnoliopsida; Malvales; Malvaceae
Exons: 3
Coding region: 1-639 (212 amino acids)
Source: RefSeq, a predicted model, not a curated record